AUGCUAAGCACUCCCAUCAUUGUGCAGGACUAUACUGAAGUGGCAGAAGACACAAAAAACAGUGAUCAAGUACCUGAACGAAAAACAGCAACUCUGAGCCCCGGCACGAGGAGAAAGAUCAGGGGCCCAAGAAGACAGUUAAAAAAGUUGGAACAUGUGUUCCGGAGAGCGUAUCAGCUACAUGAAAGAGGAUCUCCAUCCCAGAGAGUAAAACACAGCAGCCCCAGCUCUCAGGAGGAAGAGGAAGCUCCUGGAAAAGCCUAUCAGCUUUAUACACUAUACAGGGAUAAAGAUGGACAGAUAAAGCAGGCUCCUGCGAAUGACUGUCAUUGUAAGCCCCUCAUUAAAACUCUGGAGAAUAAGCUGAAAGCCGCAAAGAUGGAGAUGCGGUCAGAAAUUCACACUGUCCAAGAGGAGAUCAAUUGCAGGCUGGGUGGAAUAGAGCAAAAAAACAAGCACCAGGUUUGUUGUUUGCUGUGAUAUUGCAAAUUUUUUGUUUA
Molecule: messenger RNA, 500 nt
Organism: Sinocyclocheilus anshuiensis
Lineage: Eukaryota; Metazoa; Chordata; Actinopteri; Cypriniformes; Cyprinidae
Product: ankyrin repeat domain-containing protein 6-like
Exons: 3
Coding region: 1-480 (159 amino acids)
Source: RefSeq, a predicted model, not a curated record